CCGCCGCGACUUCGCGUACCUAAUCUACCAUGGCGGACCGCGCCUCGCACGGCGGCCCUGGGCUGGUCGACGACCGCCUCCGAGCGAUGCAGGCCAACCUGGAGGCGCUAAUGGCGCAGGUCGAGGAGAAGACGCAGCUCGCGGCGGAGGGCUUCAAAGAGGCGGGCAAGCAGCGCGAGCUGGUGAUUGCGCUCACAAAGAAGAUUGACGCGGUGAGCAAGCGGAACAAGGCCCUCGAGAAGGAGGCGACGCGGGCCGAGCUCGCAAGGGCCGAGCUCGUCACUCUCGCUGUCCAGACCGACGAGGACGCCGCCCUGCUCGCGGCGCGUGCGGCGGCGGAGGAGGCGCGGCAGUCGCUCUCGCGGGCGGAGGCGGCUCUGGCGAGAGAGGCCGAGGAGCGGCGGACCGAGGCCGCGGCGGCGGAGCGGCGGCUGGCUGCGCUGCGGGAGGAGGGCGGCGCUGCGGUGGCGGCGCUCGAGGAGCGUUUGGCUGCCGCUGAGGCGGCGAGGGAGAGGGAGAGGGAGGGGGCGGCGGCGGCGGCGGCGGCGGCGGAGUCGGCGUUGCAGUCCGAGCGAGAGGCGCGCGCCACCGCCCAGGAGGCGGCCGCCGCCGCAGAGCGGAGAAGUGGUCCGCUCGAGGCGCAGCUGCUCGAGGCGCAGCGGCGGAUCGAGAGCGUCGAGGGCGACGCCAUCGCCUCGUCGCGGGCCCUCGCCCGCGCCACCGAGGAGUCGACUUCGCGCGACGCGACGCUCGAGUCCGCCUCCAGAGAGAUAGAUAGACAGAGAGAUGCCUCCCAGCCGCCGACCUCGCCCCGCGCGUCUCGGACGCGUCGUGCGCGUGGCCCGUAGAUCCCUCUCCCGCCGCUCAUCUCUCCCCAUCUCUCCCCAUCUCUCCCCAUAUCUCGGUGGCCCGUAGGUCCCUCUCCCGCCAGCUCAUCUCUCGCCAUCUCUCCCCAUAUCUCCCCAUAUCUCGGUGGCCCGUAGGUCCCUCUCCCGCCAGCUCGCCGCCUCCAGCGAGCGAGAGGCGGAGCUGGCCGCCGGGCUGGCGGGGCUAGAGGUCGAGCUGGGAGAGGCGAGAGCUCAGCUCGAGGCGUCGAGUGAGACAGUUGCCACCGCGGCCGACUCGUCGCGAGCAGAGGCGGAGGCGGAGCUGCGCAGUGCGCUCGCCAGUUCGGCGGCGGCGGAGGAGGAGGCGGCCACACUCAAGGAGGAGCUUAGCGCGCGAAACGGCGCGCUGCGCAGCCUCGGCUCCCAGCUGCUCAAGCUGCGCGACGAGCUCGCCGCCGCCACACAGGAGAAAGAGGCGCUCAAGGAGCGGCUCGGCGCCGCUGACGCAGACGUCGAGGCGAACGCGUACGCGAUCGCGGCACUGCAGGCGGCUCUGCGUGAGCACGCCGCGGCGCCGCCGGCUGCAGCUGCGCCCGCCGCGCCCGCCGCGC
Emiliania huxleyi CCMP1516 is the source of this 1438-nucleotide messenger RNA. RefSeq lists its product as hypothetical. Lineage: Eukaryota; Haptophyta; Isochrysidales; Noelaerhabdaceae. Bases 30 to 848 code for a protein of 272 amino acids. The transcript is spliced from 9 exons. The record is from RefSeq and is a predicted model, not a curated record.